Molecule: messenger RNA, 2421 nt
Organism: Ostreococcus lucimarinus CCE9901
Lineage: Eukaryota; Viridiplantae; Chlorophyta; Mamiellophyceae; Mamiellales; Bathycoccaceae
Exons: 2
Coding region: 1-2421 (806 amino acids)
Source: RefSeq, a predicted model, not a curated record
AUGACGUCCCAGUGUACUUUUUGGAGCGUACAGAAAACGCAUCGCCACGGCGCGUGCGCGCGCUCGACGUCGACCUCGGCGCGACUCAAAAUUCACGCGCGUCAUUGCGCGCACGUCGCGUCGAGAGCGCUCGAAGCCAAUCGCGAUUGGCCGCCCUCGGACGUCUGGGAUGACUUCGUCGCCGCGCACGCGGGCGAAUACGCCGGAGCGAGCGCGACGUUCGAUCCGCGCACGGGUGCCGCGGUGCCGCUGCCGAGUAAUUACGUCCCCGAUGCGUUCAAGGAGUACGGUGUGGACGUCAUGGAGUGGCAAAUCGUGACGAGCGGAGGCAAGACGAGCGAUGGCGAUGGGUUGCGAUUGGAGACGAAGAAGUUGUACCCGGAAGCGGGGUGCGAAUACGGGAAGAAUGACGUUGCGUUCGCGGAAUCGCACGACGUGUGCGCGGGCGGACAGAUGGCUAAAAUGUUCAUCGUGCAAGGUUGUUAUUGCGAUGGGCCGAAGACGCUUCCAGAGUGCGUCGAGGGCGCGGAGGUUGGGUUCGCGUUUGCGUUUGCCGAAGAGGAGGCGCCGAGAGAGCGGCGGCGGAUCUCGCUUCGCGUGCGCGCGGCACCGGGACAGAGGCGGAACUGGGAGUUGUGUGGAAUCGAAAUCACUCACGAGACGGCGAGCGAAUGCGAGACGCGGGCGGCGAGUCCGGCGACGGGGGAUAUUUUAACCGAAGACGCCGUGAGCGUCGGCGAAUGGCGAGCGACGAGCGGGGUGACAUUCAUAGCGCUCGAAGCGCUAGCAGAUGUACCCGAAGAGCGCGAAACAAGUGGUGAGGAUGCGUCGACGUCUUCGCCGAUAGACGUCGGUCCAGCGCAAAAGCUUGCGGAACAAAAACCAAACGAUCCAGCGCUCGCGCGCGCCGCGGAGGCGGAGAGGGAAGCAGAGGAGCGACGAGCGAAAGAGGAAAUCGAGGCGGCGGCGCGUGAUCCCGAGGGCAUGCUUGUGGUUCCGUGGUGGGCGGUCAAGUCCCCAUCGAGCUGGGCCAUGGGCGGUGAGUACGUCCUCGGCGGGAACUCGCCGUUGGUGUUCCUUCCCAACCACAUUUGGGUCCUCGUCGAAUCCGUCGACGACCAACUCGUCGUCGAGUGCGGUCGCUACGACCAAGGCCCACCGAGCGCGAUGUUAGACGAUACCGAGCGUCGCGUCGUCGCUCGACGCUACCGCAAAGGUCGAUUCGCCUCCGCGUUCUUCGUCCGCGAGCGUCGACUCGAUCCUCGCGAACGCGACGAGGAAAAGGAAGAAUUCGACAUCUUCGACGAUUUAGAUGACGUCGCGUCGGACGCGUUCGACGACGACGAACUGGACGAGAUCGAUCUCGCGCAAGCGCGAGUGCUCAUGCGUGAUUUACCGCGCGUGCUCGCGCAGCUGGAGGGGGAGACGACGGGUUCGGGUCGCGCAGAGGACGGCGGGGCGGCGCCCGAGCGGGACGCCGAGCGGGACGCGCGAGAGAGAGACGCGCGAGACAGUGAGCGACCGUGGCGACCGUGGGAACCGUCCAAGGGGAGCGCGUUGGAACGCUUGCGCGCGCUUGAGGACGAGCUUCGCGAGCUGUUGGGUGAACGCGUCGUGGACGAGGCGUUGCAGAGCGUCGUGGAGACGCCGACGAAGGCGGCGAGCGCUGCGGCGCUUCCGGGCGUCGUAGAGCGCGCACCUUCGCCGCCGUUGAACACGAUAGAGACGAGGAGAAGUGAUGAGGCGGAGGUAUCGACGCCGACACCGCGCGUAGCGUUAAGCCUGACACCCAUGCCCGUCGAAGACAGCCCGGAGGCGAAGGCGAAUUUCGAGCCGGCGAUGACGUCGCCGAAACCCGCGGGCGGAGAUGACGCGCCGUGGGACCCGUAUGCCGCAUUUAUGGGCGUCGGACGUGAACAGGCAUUACGACCGCGAUCGAGCGCGCCGCCGACGCCGGUUUCGCCACCAAAGGCGCGGGUUUUGGGAUUGCCCGUCGACGCGUCUUUGACGCACGAGACAACGCUCAAGCUCGUGGCGGAUUUGGAGGAGAAAGUGAAGAGUAAACCGAUCGAGUAUACUCGAGCUCCGACGAAUUUGUACAAGGAUGUCGUCGCCACUGCGCGAUUAGAAGAUGAGGUUGUCGUGGAAGACGUCGAAGAUGGCGAUUCGGGCGACGAAGAGAGACGAUUCACGCACCAGUACACCAGGGAAGACGCGGCGACCAUCCUCGAGCUCGCGAACGAAGACGAUCAGAUUGAUUCCUGGUCCAACGCCGUCGCGGGUGACGACUUGCAUCCGCGCGCACCGCCGAUUGUUUCGCCCAUGAUGCGCGGCGACAACUCCACACCGAGCAUCGCUGGCGUCGAGAGCAUGAACGAGUUCAAGCUCAUGAUGGAAUCUGUCUUUGACGAAGACGACUAA